This is a messenger RNA of Diabrotica balteata, 1395 nucleotides long. Lineage: Eukaryota; Metazoa; Arthropoda; Insecta; Coleoptera; Chrysomelidae. The record is from the annotation of a GenBank genome assembly.
AUGAAUAUAAUACAUGAUUCAGAUUUAUUGCAAAGCAAUGAGUACACUUUAAGUUCUCAUAGUCAUCUAGGAGAAAGUGCCGAUGUCACUAGACGUAGAAGUUCAAAUCGUUCCAUUAAGCGAAAAAAGUUCGAUGAUGAAUUAGUGGAAUACAGCCUUGGGAUGCCCGGGAUUUCUAACAUAAAGGGCGGUAGAUCUCGCACUCAAUCAGCUCAUUUAGAACUUGGUGUAGCUUCACCUUCUACGCCUCCCGUUGUUCCACCUCAACCAUCUACUUCUCAAAUCUUCAUAGAUCACAAAAGAAAACAAGUGUCAAAAAAUGUAUUAGCUUCUUCAAAACGAGGAAAGAAAAGUGGAAGACUUGGAGGGCAGUACACUGCUAAAGACUUGGGAAGAUGGAAGCCAGUGGAUGAUUUGGCUUUGAUUAUUGGAGUACAACAAACCAAUGAUUUGCGCACUGUUCACUUAGGUACAAAGUUUUCCUGUAAAUUCACUGUACAAGAAUUACAACAAAGAUGGUACGCUUUGUUAUAUGAUCAAGCAGUCUCGAGAGUAGCAGUUUCUGCCAUGAGGAAUCUUCAUCCUGAUAUGAUUGCUGCUGUACAGGAUAGAGCUCUUUGGAGUCAACAAGAGGAGAAAAUUUUAAGUACUAUCAAAUCUAAUACAACUACUCCUCCCACUGUAGAAACUUUUGCAGAACUCCUUUCUCAACAUCCUUCCAUCUUUUACACUGGCCGUACUGCCGCCUCCUUGUUCCGCCACUGGCAGAGUCUUAAGAUGUAUAAUCUCUUACCAGAUCAGACAUUGGGACCUCUUCCUACCUCAGCUCGACCAAUUGUAACUUUUAAUGAUGCAGAAGAAAUUGUGCAAGAUUCUGAUCUAACUGAACCUCCUGAUGAGGGAUUGGAUAGGGAAAUGAAACUCCAACAGAGAAGGAAUUUGAAAGAAAUUAGGCAACUGGAAAAUGAGAUUGGUCGAUGGAACGUGUUAGUUGACAGCGUAACAGGAAUAUGUCCCGGCAAUUUAGACAACCAAACAUUAGCCGUUCUUCGGGGAAGAAUGGUUAGGUAUCUAAUGCGAAGUAGAGAAAUCAGUAUUGGAAGAUCAGGCAAGGGGCAUGUUGUUGAUAUUGACUUGGCUCUUGAAGGACCGGCACAUAAAGUUUCCAGGCGACAAGGUACUUUAAGGCUACGAAAUACCGGAGAAUUUUAUCUGUCCUCGGAAGGCAAACGACCAAUAUUCGUUGAUGGCAGACCGAUCACGGCCGGAAACAAAACUCGUCUCUACGAUAAUGCCGUCGUCGAGAUAGCUUGUUUAAGGUUCAUCUUUUCGAUAAACCAAGAUUUGAUUAGAUCUAUUCAUAACGAAUCUGUUAGAUACGGCUUACCGCCAUAA